CGAUUUCUGUUCUCAAGCAGACACCAGCGCGUGCUCGUCAACUUGGCCGCUUAGGAUUGCGGCCCCCACCUUUGUUCUAGAUCAUUCCCGUUCAGCUCACACCAAAACUAUCGGGACCCAUCACCAUGUCCAGACAUAGGAGUCCUGUCAACGACACGCGCGUUGAUAGUGCAAUCUCUCUCCUGAUUCCCCACGAAGAAAGCCGACCGUAUCUUUCCACCGUUCGCAAGCCGCACAUUUACAAAGAGAGCCGGUCACAUGCCAUCCGGCACGUGAUGCCAAAGCCAUCACCCACCACUCAGGCCGAGAAAUACAUCCCGCCGCACCGCCGCACCUCGCGUGUGUACGAUGAGCUCGACUCAUUCACAUGCCGCCGUACAGACGUCUCGAUGACCCUCCCAUCUCUUGCUCGCUCGAAACAUCCAUCCUCGGUUUCUCCCUCAAACUAUACAGCGUCUGAUCUAUCUACAUUCACUCGACGCACUUCAGCUACUUCGUCAAGCUCUACUGCGUCAACUAAAUCCGCAAUCACUAACAGCAACACCUUGUGGUGCACCGAUUGCAAUGUAGAGUUCACGGGGCCAUAUAGGCGCGGGAACCUUAGACGGCACAUGCAAUACAAACAUGCAGGAGCGGCAUGGGCCCGGUUCAGGUGUCAGGCCGACGGAUGCUCCAGCGACUUUGCCCGUCCAGAUGCUCGACUCAAACACCAACGUCAGCAACAUCCCGAGUUAAGCUUUGAGUCUGUGGAAAGAGAAGCAUCCCGCCCACCUGCAACUUACAUGAGCAAAGCAAAAGAGCCUUCAGUAGUGAUGCCCCCACCCCCCUUUGCCCUCGAUAUCGAUGACGUACCUCGGUCUGCUCUGAUCGUCCUCUGCCGUGUGCGUGCAAGGCUUGACGAUGCCAACUACGCCCGGUUUCGCGACAUGUACAUGACACUAUUGGAAAGGCUGGUGCAACACCUACGAGACACAGACUCUGACACAUACGAUGCAUAUGUGAAAGUUCUCGAACACAUCAACGUUGUUGUGGAUGCCAUCGAUUCCGGUUCAAUUGAUGUUGACAACUACGCUCAUCAAAACGUGGCAGAUGCUGAACCAUACAGCUACUCCUCUCGACCUGCACAAGCGGCUAGCUCUUCCAAGAAUGGAGGAUCUACGGUAGAUCUUUGGUCUAACGACAAGCUACAACCAAGUUCCAACUACAAAUCUCCAGGGCGUAAACCAACGUCUCGUGGGCAGCAAAACAGUUUCAAGGUUGUCAAAAGUGACCGGGAUAAGAGACCGCGAACCAGAGCAGUUGAUUGUCCAGACCACAAGUACUACAUGAUGUCGUCUGACCCCCAGACGCCUCCUUGUAGAGGCUGUAGAGUGCUUGACAUGUCUCAACUUCGCAAUCAUCUCAAGCGCACAUCUCAUCAGGGCCGUUUGGGCGCCCAGCAAUGCUCUAACUGCAAGAGGGAAUUUGACAGCUACGAAACUUUCGACGCACAUAAAGCGGCAAGGAAUUGCCGACACGAAGCCCAGUGUAGAGGAGAUAUUGUAAUACCAUGGGCGCGACUCUUUUUGUCACGGCAUCCGACAGCUGACAGAAUACCUAGCCCUUUCUGCGACGAGAGAAGAUGGUUGGAGCCAUUUGUCUUGGAACAAUGCCGAGCCUGGCUCCAAAACAACAACUCGGAUCAUUUUUUAGACGAUCAACCAUACAACAUGCCAGGACCGCCUAACGACGCAUCACAUCUCGACCCUCCCAUUUCGGCUGAAUCGCUCAAUCGAGCCUUACAAUAUACGCUAUGGCUGGCCAUGGGUUUUGAAUCAUGGUUUCCCGACGCCCCCAAUAAUGCUCAUGCCGCCAAUGCCUCCACGGGCUUCAUCAAUGGUGCGGGAUCUAGCGGACAGAUGCUGCCGUACCCUAGUCCAGAUGAUAUCCUGGGCACAUAUUACUACAACAAUGCGCAUGUCUAUGGGACUCCUGUAGAAGAAGAACCACUCUUGCCGAUGGGGCAGCUAAGACCUCUGGCUGAUGGGGCCGAAGCAGCAGUGCAUGCGGCUGAAAACUACACUCAGUACCAGCCACCACAGCACAUGGUUGAUGGAUCAGAGCCCUACACCGACCCAACAUUCAUACCUACCCAAGCCCCUUACGAUCCUAGUCAAAAUGUGCCACAGUAUUGGCCUGGAUUCGAUCAGUCGAUACCAAAUGAGAGUCCUCAAACUCCCCUCAUCGACUACCAUCAUGCGCCAUCGACAAGUACGCCAUCAUACCACCCAGACCAGUAUGCUGGCUCGUCGCAGUACGACACAUCGCAGCAGACGGAUCCCUCGUCGAUAUCCGGAUCUAUGGAACAAACAUAUUUCAGUCCCUCGGCUUCUCCUCACUACUCACGCGCACUUGAUAGCUUUCAUGCCUUCGACUGUCUUGUUCCGCGCGUGAGACGGCCCGACUAUCUAGCCUUGCCCUCCCCACUACCUGCAGAUUUCCAAGCCAUGGGAGCAUCAAUGGGUUUACAAACUGGACCGAGCAGCUUACAGCAAGCAUUCUCCAAUGAUCAACAGAGCGAUGUAGCGGGAGCUGGCCUGUGGGAUGCGGAAUCACUGUAGAUGGCUUUCUUUCAUUCUAUCUUUGUUGGCUACAUUACCCGGUUAUCUUCGCCAGGUCUUCUUUUUCGCAUUCAGGGAGUUUGAUUGCUUGGACAGCAUGUUUGAAAAAAAAAAGAUGGUUUCGAUCAUGACCCAAAUUUUGUACAAAACUCGCAUUAACGAAAGACCCAAACGCACUUUGAUAUCCACUUUAUUUCUCGCACAAACCGUGCGAGAUGGGAUUUCUUGAAUAGAUAAGAAAAGACAGCUCCCAAUAAUACACUGGCUGAGCUUUAC
Exserohilum turcica Et28A is the source of this 2876-nucleotide messenger RNA. RefSeq lists its product as uncharacterized. Gene Ontology annotation, molecular function: RNA polymerase II cis-regulatory region sequence-specific DNA binding; DNA-binding transcription factor activity, RNA polymerase II-specific. NCBI's taxonomy places the organism in Eukaryota, Fungi, Ascomycota, Dothideomycetes, Pleosporales, Pleosporaceae. Gene Ontology annotation, biological process: regulation of transcription by RNA polymerase II. The record is from RefSeq and is a predicted model, not a curated record. The transcript is spliced from 4 exons. Gene Ontology annotation, cellular component: nucleus. Bases 126 to 2600 code for a protein of 824 amino acids.